Molecule: messenger RNA, 1935 nt
Organism: Cryptotermes secundus
Lineage: Eukaryota; Metazoa; Arthropoda; Insecta; Blattodea; Kalotermitidae
Gene: HSPBAP1
Product: HSPB1-associated protein 1
Exons: 7
Coding region: 74-1366 (430 amino acids)
Molecular function (GO): 2-oxoglutarate-dependent dioxygenase activity
Source: RefSeq, a predicted model, not a curated record
GCUGGCAGAACUGAAUGCACGGGGCUGGAACUGAAAGUCAAAGUAGUUGGGACUUGUGUUACGGUUCGAAGUAAUGGCUGCAGUUGAAUUACCUCCUUCUGCUCUCAUGCGACAUAUGAUAUUGGAGGGAUUUAAAAUGCCUGUCGUUUUUAAUGGGUUUAUAGAAGAUUGGGAAAUACUAUCAUGGAGUUUGGAUACGUGGGCAGAAAAAUUUGGAGACAAGGUUCUUCCAUUUCGAUCAGGUUUUGGAAAGAGCACGAAAGUUCCACAGUGGGAAGGACUAUGUGAAAGAAUAAAUUUAACUUUGAAGGAGUUUGUUAAGUUGGAAAGAAUUGUUGAGAAGAAAGAAGAAAAUACCUCUAAUGACAAUUCCACUAGGUGGAUGUACUUUGAUUAUAAGUACAUGAAUGAAUGGUUUUCUGAUCAACAGAGCCUUUUAAAUGCUGUGACAUGGAAGAACUUUGGUUUCCCGGAGAGAGGAGGUUCACUCUCAACCAUAUGGAUUGGAAAUGAUGGAGCUCACACUCCAUGUCACUUGGACACUUAUGGCUGUAACUUGGUGGCCCAGGUGUAUGGUAGGAAACAGUGGAUUUUAUUCCCACCUGAGAAAACAUCAUCAUUAUUGCCAACUCGAAUUCCAUAUGAAGAAUCAAGUAUAUAUAGCAACUUAAAUUUCUACAGUCCAGAUGCAGAUAUUGCAGAUGAGCUGCAGGAAGCUUAUGUGGUGACUCUGAAACCUGGAGAUGUGCUGUUUGUACCACAUUACUGGUGGCACUAUGUUGAAAAUGUUGGGACAGCAGUGAGCAUCAAUUCAUGGAUUCCUUUGCUGUCAGAUGAUGAAUACAGGCUGGAAGAGGCCCUUGUUAGAUUCUUUGUAUCACAAGUUUGUAAGAAUCUGCCAGAGAAUAAACUCAAUCAGCUUCUCAACCCAAAUGAAGCAGACUUGGUAGAUCAUCCACUUUCCACGGCUGCACAACAAGUUGAAAUCUGUUUAGAACGGUGUCACCAGAACAGAGCUUGUGGCAAGGAAUUGGAUGUGAACGUGGACAGUCAGAGUAUGAAGAAGAGAUCUAGAUUGGAUGGAGAAUCUGAUUUAUAUGUUUGUGGGCAAACAUCAAAUAAGUUGACCCAAGAAGAAGUUCUUUACAAGUACAAGGAUAUCAUAAGUGUUGUACCAAAGUAUUCAGUGUCAGAGUUCAGGAGUUUACUUAUGGAAAAACAGAAAUCAUUUCCAGCACAGAAUAUGGGGGGCAUAUCAUCAGGUGUAGCUGAUGCAGAUAUGAACAGACUGCAGGAUAUAGUUAAUGCCUUUUGUCACCCUGAAAUCAUUUCAAAGAUUAAAGACAAGAUUUUAAUGCAGGUAUGACUGAAUGUAAUGAAAGGUUUUUAUGAAUGUUCACUGUAUAAUUCAUGAACAUUUUCUUCAUAACUUUAUGGCAAAGAGGAAUGUGUAUGUGACCUAUAUAAGGAUUUAGGAAAUUGCCUAUCAUCAGAAACAUUGUAUAUAUACUUGGCUUAUCUGCAGGUGGGAUAUUUUCUCUGGAAAACCUGGUAGGACUUAUGGGGUGGAGUGCUGAGAAAAGAACCUAAUUUUCUUCUUUUAAUCUUGUAUAUAUUGGCUCAAUCUUCACGCCAUGUCAGUUCCAUCCCCAUGGUACAUCAUGCCCUUUGCAUUUGCAUCAUUGCAAGGUCAUCUUGAUCAUACAAAGUGGGAGAAGCAACAGAGAAUAACUGUCAUCCAGCUAUGUCCUCUUGCUGACUUCAGCAUUUAUGCCUGUUGCUGGCUCUCAUACAUUUCAGUGAUGAAAUUUUUGUGAUUACAUCUUUCAUUUAUAACAACUGAAUGUGUGCAAUUAUACUGGGGUGUAUUUUCAUCUUAAUUUACAAUGAAAAUUGAAGGUACAUACAUCUAUAUAAAUAAAAACGUAAAUGUUC